Parasteatoda tepidariorum (common house spider) is the source of this 1999-nucleotide messenger RNA. Lineage: Eukaryota; Metazoa; Arthropoda; Arachnida; Araneae; Theridiidae. The record is from RefSeq and is a predicted model, not a curated record.
CAUGGCAAAAAUAUUUUUACAGCUAUGGGGUGUUUUUAUCGAGCAAAUAAUGCAAAAUCAUUAAGUGUUAUUUUUAAAACUUUUUUCUUUAUCUGUAACUAUGUUUGUGUUUACGAUGCGGCACAUUUAAGAAAUUUUGUUUACUAACAGUUUCAUGAUGUGUUAAAGUGACAGAACUGUAUGUAGAAAUUUCAUUAAUUAUGUUAAUUCAUAUGGAACUCAUUUAAUAGUUUUAAGGCUGAUUAUUUUUUUUCGUCACGAAUUUCCUAGUAAAUAAAAACGAAAGAAAGGAGUGGAUACUCUAGUAAAUGGACCAUGGAUGAUUAUUAUUACGACCCAGAAUUGGCUGGAGAGGAUCUUUAUGACGAUAUUUAUGAAGACUACAGUGAUCUGUUAUAUGAUUCAGUCGAUUACACGUUAAAGGAACUCUGGAAGGAUUGUUUACUUCCCACAUUAUACGACGGUUUCAACUCUUGUGCCAAACUACUGUUUUUCUGUUCCAUUCUAAAAUUGACUCUUUCGUUAGAUUUCCUACCUCAUCAUACAUUUCACCUGCAAUCAUCCUUUCUUGGUGUAUGUUGCCUGUAUAGUUUCUUUGGAAGAAAUUGUCUUUACAUUUUUAUAUUUGCUGCAGUAGGAUAUGUUGUAUUGCUUCUGACCCAUCGCAUUUUGAAGCAAUAUCAAGGAAUUAUCUGUGCAAUAGUUUGUUUUCUUUUCUUAGCAACAUGUGAGUUGUUUUUUGCUGAUAAGAAACUUUGGCAUCGUAUCAGGGGUUGCCAAAUGCUCUUGUCUAUGAAACUAAUUUCUCUCGCUUUUGAUACAAAUUAUAUUGAUAAAACAUUACCUCCUGUUAUCUCAUCUUGUGGCUAUUUACUACAUCCUGGAACUGUGAUAUUCGGACCUUGGAUUAGUUACUCAUCAUAUUCAAACAGUAAAAUAGACUCAAAAUUUGACUUUUUAUGGUUGUUAACAGUAUGUCGAAGUUUGCUGUUUAGUUUUGGAUUUUUAACCAUAUCCACCUGCUGGAGCUCUUGGAUUUUAUAUUCAACAAGUUUUAAGGCUUCCACUGUUGCAGCCGCUUUUAACAUUGAAGUUCCUCGUUCUUUAGUAGAGGUUGUUGUUUGGUGGAAUGUACCAAUGCAUUUUUGGCUGAAAACAUAUGUGUUUAAAACUACCAAAUCCUUGGGCAGUUUUGCUGCUGUUUUGUUUACAUAUGCUGCUAGCUCCCUACUUCAUGGUUUAAAUUUUCAGUUAGCUGCUGUUCUUCUUUCCUUGGGUUUUUACACAUACAUUGAACAUGUGCUGAGGAAAAAACUCUCAGAUAUUUUCAGUGCUUGUAUUCAAGCAAGAAAUUGUAAACCUGAUUGUGACCAUGUCUUUAAGCAGGAUCACCUGUACGUGAGAGUUACGAACGUUGCAUUCGGACUUUUAGCUGUUUUCCACCUAGCAUAUUUAGGUGUUAUGUUUGACAGCACAUCCAAUAUCCAGGAAGAGGGCUAUAACAUGGCUCACACAUUACAAAAGUGGUCUGAUUUGAACUAUGCAAGUCAUUGGGUUGCUUUUUUUACUUAUUUAUUUUAUUACCUAAUUUAAUGUAUAUUUUUGUAUGGCACAAAAUUACUUUUUGAUAAAUGUAUAUCACCUGCAUCUAAAUGUAUGUGAUUGUGUUGUUGACAGUUUUAAGCUAAGCUGUUUGUAUAUAUAGAUAUCGUUUGUAUAGGUUUGUAUUACGUUUUAUAUUUUUUCUUAUGCAUAUAUAAUUUUGUUUUGAUGCACAAACCCUGUUUUAAUUCUCACAUUGAUUCAUGUUUUUGUUAAUACUUAGUUUUUGUAACUGUAUGCAAUCAGUUAAUCUGAGCUUACACUGAAGCACCAUAAGCAAAGUUUCUAUUGAUCUGACAUGUAUAUUCUUGUCUUCCUUGCGUAGUAUGUUAUUUUUUAAGUAUUUACGUAAAAAUAUUACAUUUUCUUUAAUCUUUAAAUUUUCGCUUUGAGCUGA